Messenger RNA from Colletotrichum destructivum, 1041 nucleotides. Its product is annotated as Putative alcohol dehydrogenase, zinc-type, GroES-like superfamily, NAD(P)-binding domain superfamily. The transcript is spliced from 3 exons. The record is from RefSeq and is a predicted model, not a curated record. Bases 1 to 1041 code for a protein of 346 amino acids. Gene Ontology annotation, molecular function: oxidoreductase activity; zinc ion binding. NCBI's taxonomy places the organism in Eukaryota, Fungi, Ascomycota, Sordariomycetes, Glomerellales, Glomerellaceae.
AUGAGAGCCCUUGUCUAUGAUAGCCUCAACUCAGUAUCCUUGCGGGAAAAACCGCUUCCAUCAUUAGCAUCCCCCACCGAUGCCAUUGUUAAAGUCACUAAAACCACUAUUUGCGGUACAGACCUUCACAUCCGCAAAGGCGACGUUGCAACCUGCCAACCAGGAAGAACUCUGGGCCAUGAGGGCGUUGGAAUCAUCCAUUCCACUGGAACCUCGGUAUCCCGCUUCAAACAAGGCGACCGCGUCCUGAUCUCUUGCAUCUCCAGUUGCGCGACUUGCGAGUACUGCCGCAGGGGGAUGUACAGCCACUGCACGUCGGGGGGAUGGAUCCUCGGAAACACCAUUGAUGGCACCCAGGCCGAGUACGUCCGUAUUCCCCAUGCCGAAUCAAGCCUCCAUCUGAUCCCUGACGGUGCUGACGACGCGGCGUUGGUGAUGCUGAGCGACAUCUUCCCCACCGGCCUCGAAUGCGGUGUACUCAAUGGAAAGGUGCAGCCCGGCGGCACGGUAGUCAUUGUGGGCUCCGGACCCGUUGGACUGGCGGCCAUCAUCACCGCACAGAUGUACUCGCCGUCUCAGGUCAUUGCUAUCGACUUGGAUGCCAAGAGGCUCGAGGUGGCGCGGCAGUUUGGCGCAACCGACACGAUCAACAGCGCGGAGGCCGAUGCUGUUGCCAAGGUCAAGGCCUUGACGGAGGGAAAAGGUGCUGAUUCCGUCAUUGAAGCAGUCGGAAUCCCAGCCACUUUUGAUCUCUGCCAGAGCUUGCUUGCCCCUGGUGGUGUCUUGGCCAACGUGGGUGUGCACGGAACCAAGGUGGACCUCCAUCUCCAGAAUCUUUGGGACAAGAACAUCGCAAUCACGACCAGACUUGUGGACACCGCCACAACGCCCAUGCUGUUGAAGUUGGUCCAGUCUGGAAAGUUGAAGCCUUCGCUAUUGAUUACCCACCGCUUCAAACUAGGUGACAUGGAAAAGGCUUACGAGACAUUUGGCGAAGCUUCUAAGCACGGGGCCUUGAAGGUCGUCAUUGAUGUCGACUAA